Molecule: messenger RNA, 3081 nt
Organism: Folsomia candida
Lineage: Eukaryota; Metazoa; Arthropoda; Collembola; Entomobryomorpha; Isotomidae
Gene: Ras85D
Product: GTPase HRas
Exons: 6
Coding region: 395-970 (191 amino acids)
Biological process (GO): Ras protein signal transduction; epidermal growth factor receptor signaling pathway
Cellular component (GO): plasma membrane
Molecular function (GO): GTPase activity; GTP binding; GDP binding
Source: RefSeq, a predicted model, not a curated record
ACAAAACUACUAUUGGACUCAUACUACUACUACAUUUUGGUUACUUACUCCUUGUAGUGUGAUUUAAUUUUCUCUCUCAUCCACUUCCAGCAUAAAUCGAGUACUAAAUACAAAUUGCUACAAAAUAGCUCAUCUUUUACUCAGUCACUCUCGAUGCGAAAAACUCCUGAAAAUUUUAUCACGACUUAAAAAAAUUAGGCUAUCCUCGUACUGGUGGUUUUUUAUUUUUAAGUAAAAGUGUAAAGAAAUUAUUACAUAUUAUCAAAGUGUGUAUUGUUUUCGAAUACAAAUAUUUCUUUCGGGGAGGAUAUCGCGAGUUUUUUCGGGUGGGUGGGUUGUCCGUCAUUACUUUGUCGUCGCCGUCGCCUUUUGUCGUGACGUGGACGACGAGACCAUGACGGAGUAUAAGUUGGUCGUUGUUGGUGCUGGUGGCGUGGGCAAGAGUGCCUUGACAAUUCAGCUUAUCCAAAAUCAUUUUGUAGAUGAAUACGACCCCACGAUCGAGGAUUCGUAUAGAAAACAGGUUGUUAUCGAUGGGGAAACGUGUCUACUAGACAUUCUCGACACCGCCGGUCAGGAGGAGUAUAGUGCCAUGAGAGACCAGUAUAUGAGGACAGGAGAGGGAUUCCUACUAGUAUUUGCCGUCAAUAACUCCAAAUCCUUUGAAGAUAUCAGUAUGUAUAGGGAACAAAUUAAACGGGUUAAGGAUGCUGACGAUGUACCCAUGGUUUUGGUAGGAAACAAAUGUGACCUUCAAACGAGAACGGUCCGGAUGUCAGAAGCAAGAGAUGUAGCAAGACAAUAUGGAAUUCCUUUUGUCGAAACUUCUGCCAAAACAAGGAUGGGCGUAGAUGAGGCUUUUUAUACACUCGUGAGAGAAAUUAGAAAAGACAAGGAAAGGAAAGGGAAAGACAAGAGAAAUAAACCCGGGGGUGGUCGUCCGGGUCGGUGGAAAUGUUCAAUUCUCUAAUCCACCCCAAUUUUAAGCAUAGCUAAUUAUAUUAAUUUAAAUUUAUAACGUGUGGUCAUUACUUUACUUCUUGUCAGCCCGUCAUAAUAAUAAUAUAAUAAUGAAUAAUUUGUGUAGGGUAUUAAAUAGAAGUAGUUGCCUCCCAGAGUCUUCGUAUUUAUCAUGUCCUCCCACCAGACACUACGAGAUAUAAUGAAUUUUAAACAACACAUUUUAAUUAAUUAUAUACACAUCACAAAAAGUAAUAAUUUUUUUUCCUAGGUAGAUGAUAUAUUAUGAACAGAAAUGUAUUGGUUGUGUUUCUUGUAAUGUUUUGUAUUUUUUUCAACACGACAGCCACACCACAAUUCUUAUUACUUACUACAAUCACUACAUAAUUCCACAACACCUUAUCUUCCUCUCCUUUAAAUAUAUAUAUAUAUGUAUAUCUUAUCUUCAUGUUCAGCAUGCAGGAAAGAGCUAGCUAAAAUGUCUUAAAAACUUAAACUCCACUUAAAUUACAUACUCUAAAAAAAUUAAUUCAUGAGCAAAAUGUGUGCCCUUUGUCUCUCCUUCCUUCUCUGACAGUAAAAUGAAAAUGAUGACUACACAACAAGAAGAACGAGUUUAAUAUACUUAGGACGACGAUGACGUACUAAAAGAGUGACUUCCUGAGAAAUACGUAUAAAACAUAAUGUGUCAGAGAACUUUAAAAUUUAAAACCGACUGUUGAAAUUUUAACCAUUUUAUAUUUAACCUUAUAAAAAAUCUCACUGUCCGUAUUGAAAAAAUCUAAAUGUGUCUCUAACUAAAAAUCACUACCAAAUCUAAAACUGCUACUUAAUAUAAACAAAAAUGUCGUUCUUAAGAAGGAAGGAAUGCAUUUUUAAUACGCUGCUUGUAUUAACACAUUUUUUAUAAGAAAGAAAAAAACUUUGAAACAUUAUCUCUAGCUUUUUUCUCCUCCCUUAUAUAAAAUUAGCUUAAAGUCACCUGAUGAACCUUAAAAAGCAUGUGUCUGUUAUUUACAAAAACUCUUAAUUUUGUUAACUCUUAAAAUGCAUACAUAAUCUAAUAUUGUUACAACUGUGAAAACUGAAACAAGAUGCUCUAGCUAUAUACAUAUAUAUGAAUUAAUUAAUUAAAAGUUGAGAAAUGAGAAGGAGCCGCAUCCAUCAUCGAUGAUUGAUAUUUUGAUAUAUUUGCUAUAUAAAAAAUGAGGAGACGAAGAAUUAAGAAAGCAAUUAACUAACUUAUUAUGUAGAAUGUGGUGGAAAGGUGUGUGUGAAAGGUGGUCAAGCUAUUUGAGUUUUGGUUAAUUUUUAAAUAGGCAAUUAAUUAAUAAUCAUUUAAUUUUAUGCGUCAACGUCAAGUCAACUACACGAAGUGAUAGCACACAGUUAAUACUGAAGGGUAUUCAUCUUCAUAUUAUCAUUAAAAUUAGUUCAUUGAUUACACAGAGAGACAUGUUUUUUAAAAUAUUUUCUGCUUAAAUUCCUGAUUCAUACAUACCUAUAUAAACUAAACAUAUUUACUCCGAACCAAAAAAUGCUUCGGUUUAAAUAUUCCUUAUAUUCUUUUUAAACGACUAAAAUAAUUAGUUAACCAAACCACCAGCAAAUGAAGUGAACUUGUUUAAUUAAUUAUUAAAAGGCUAUUUUUAAUUAUUAAUUGUCUUGCGAUGGAAAGAUGAUAUCAGAGCACAAAUUUAUUUAUGACGAGAGUAAAGAAUGAAUGCUAUAAUUAAUUAAUUAUUAGUUAACAAUUUUGUUAACUCAAAAGAAGAAGGAUGCGAUGAGCUGCCCUAUAUAUUAAUUAUUUCAGUUCCAAUUAAAACCAGAUUUAGCAAACAAAGAAUCAAAAUCACCAAAAUGAAACCAAAUCAUAAAUUAAAAAAUGAAAUUUUCAUGAGAAUCGAAAACUUUGGUGAUGGAGAAGAAGAAAAAGCAAAAAUUGUUUCUUGUACUCGUGUCUAAUAAUAAAUUAAAAAUUCAUUCGUGUUUAAUGAAAUGAAAUGCUAGAAGAGUAAAAUUCUAGACGAAUUCAUUCCUCUACUGUAUUGUGUAAAUAGGGUACAAUAUGAAAAAUUAAAAUUCAAGAAAAUAAAUCAAAAAGCAAAAACCGUUAUGAAA